Molecule: messenger RNA, 1743 nt
Organism: Periconia digitata
Lineage: Eukaryota; Fungi; Ascomycota; Dothideomycetes; Pleosporales; Periconiaceae
Source: the annotation of a GenBank genome assembly
AUGUCCGCCAGCCUCAAGCCACAGGUCAGUUUGGCCCCCGACAGCCAGCGUCAUCGAGCUCAGAUCUAUACGCGGUGCCUGGCUGUCAGCGGCUGCAGGGAUGCGUCCUGCUGUCUUCUACCAGCUGAAACAGGCAAGGCACUGCUGCGCUUGACUAGACAAUUUGGGCCCAUCCUCGCUCGCGCCUUUACACUCGCAUCGCAAUGCACCCACUACGCUCGGGACACGCACAAUCCCUGGGGGUCGACAUGUCCCCACUCUGCUACCAUCCUGAACCCGCCUUGGGAAGGAGAGAAGAUGCUAGCCAGAGCCCACCCUGGCUACAAGCUCAUUGGCCUUGGCCUCGAUCCGACUCGAAUCCUGCACAGAGCAGCCGUUGAAGGGGGCCUGCCCAUCAGUGCGCGCUGCAUGUACAAUUCCGAGCCAGCCUUUUUCGAGCUACGAACCUUGGGAGGAUGCUAUCCCACGUCAGUCUCCAGUUCUUGGUCAAGCCACCGAAUCUUGCGAGGGGAGCUUCAUCUGCUCCCAGUCUUCCAGCCAUAUAUCUAUCCAUAUAGCUACCUCUUGUUCAUACCACUCCACCAUCAUCGACUUGUACUCAACUCCCAUCUUGCACUACUGUUGCUACAUACUACCACACACUCCUUACCCUUCACACCCACAAUGAACCAGCCGACACAACAGGAGCCCACCCCCACACCAUCACCCAACCCUACUCCUCAAGGCUCCCCAUAUCCCAAACCACACAACCCAUACGCCAGGAUGUCGCAGCGACGAGCAAUUGCAUGCACCAUCUGUGCAAAGGCGAAGACCAAGUGUGACAAGGCGGUGCCUUCAUGCUCCCGCUGCACAGCAAAGGGCCUUCACUGCGAACCUCGUUCAACUCGCCGCACUUCUGACAACAGCUACCGCAAGCCCACCAAACACCUCGUCUCUCCCAAGAGAUACCCUACCACCAACUCCAUUCCCGCUCUCGGCACCUCUCCCCGCAGCGUUCCUUCUUCCAGCAGGCCCGGGCUGGUGCGAGCUCUUUCUCAAAUGGACUUCCACGCGGCUGCCAAACUUGGCCAACAGCCCGGAAGUUUCACCAACUUCAACAUGCUCUCCCCGCUACCAACAUCCUACUCGUCUCACGUCGUUGACGACUGCUACUCUUACUCCAGCAGUCCUGAGCAACAGAUGGCUGCUUUCCCCAUGAGUAUGGAAAAGAACUACGCUGCUCCCCGGUGUGAGACACCAGGCACGCCCGACUCUUUUGCGUCUUACGAGGCUCUUCCCAUGGGUGAUCCCUUCGAUCCCUACAUGAACAACACCGCAUGGUCUGACGACGGUUCAAUUCCCAUUGGUCUUGGAUUCGAGAACGACAUUCCGGGCAUGCUUCCUGGCGAGAUGUGGGGCACCCCUGAGCCUGAGAUGGCACCAUCAAACAUCUGUGACUCGCCUGCCUCCAUGCACGGCUGGUCCAACCACCCUCUCUCGGUCUCGCCGCCUCAGAUGCCCAUGAGCAUGCCUCCUCACACCAAGUCAGUGCCUUCGCUUUCCAUCAGCGAAUGCUCUGCCGAAGACUUCGCCUCUCCACAGCCUGUACAAGAGGAGUGGACAGGUUUCCAAGCCAACGGAGCUCAAAUGAUGGCUAAGCCCAUGGUCACUCGUCCCUUCAUGGGCGAGAACGUCAAGGCAUACCCCACUGCCCCCCAGCCUGUUUGGGAAGAUGUCAUCAUGCCCCGUUCCCAGGGCUAUUAA